UCCUCCCGCCCGGCAGCGGCAGCAGCGCCAUCCAUGGGGUCCGGCGGCCGCCGCGGCGCGACGGGGGCGAGGGCGCUGCCGCUGCUGCUCCUGCUGCUGCCCGCGCCGGGCGGCCCCGCCGCACUGCCCCUGCCCGAUGUGGACGAGUGUGCCCUGGGCCUGGAUGACUGCCACCCAGAUGCUAUUUGUCAAAACACCCCGAAGCUGUACAAGUGCAUGUGCAAAGUGGGUUACACCGGGGAAGGGAAGAAAUGUGAAGACAUUGAUGAAUGUGACAACGACUUCAAUGGGGGCUGUGUCCACGAGUGUUUCAACAUUCCAGGAAAUUACCGCUGCACUUGCUACGAUGGCUUUAUGCUGGCUCACGAUGGCCACAACUGCCUGGACACAGAUGAGUGCAUGUUCAACAACGGUGGCUGCCAGCACGUUUGUGUCAACACCGUGGGGAGCUACGAGUGCCUCUGCAAGGAAGGGUUCUUCCUGAGUGACAACCAGCACACCUGCAUCCACCGCUCCGAAGAAGGCAUGAGCUGCAUGAACAAAGAUCAUGGCUGUGCUCACAUCUGCAGAGAAACACCCAAAGGAGGAGUUGCCUGUGAAUGCCGACCAGGAUUUGAGCUGUCCAAGAACCAGAGGAGCUGCAUUUUGACAUGUAACCAUGGGAAUGGGGGCUGCCAGCACACGUGUGAUGAUGCUGACAAUGGGCCUGUUUGUGGAUGCCACCCCAAGUACGUCAUGCACGUGGAUGGGAAAACCUGCCUGGAGAGGGAAGAAGCUGCUGUUGAAGUUUCUGAGGGAAACACCACAGCAGCAGCUGAUGUGGACAAGAGAGUGAAGCGACGGUUGCUUAUGGAAACGUGCGCGGUGAACAACGGCGGCUGCGACCGCACCUGCAAGGACACAUCCACUGGAGUCCACUGCAGCUGCCCCGUCGGAUUCACGCUCCAGUUUGAUGGCAAGACAUGCAAAGAUAUUGAUGAAUGCCAGUCCAAUAAUGGAGGCUGUGAUCAUUUCUGUAAAAACACUGUUGGCAGUUUUGACUGCAGCUGCAGAAAAGGAUUUAAAUUAUUAACAGAUGAGAAGUCCUGUCAAGACAUCGAUGAGUGCUCCUUCGAGCGGGCGUGCGACCACACGUGCAUCAACCACCCCGGCACCUUCGAGUGCACUUGCAACAAGGGAUAUGCCCUGUAUGGCUUCACACACUGUGGAGAUAUCAAUGAAUGCAGCCUCAACAAUGGUGGCUGCCAGCAGCUGUGUGUGAACACACUGGGAGAUUAUGAAUGCCUGUGUCACUCUAACUACAAGCUACACUGGAAUAAAAAGGACUGUGUUGAGACAAAAGAUCCCAUGUCUGAUAAUGUGUCACCCAAGGUGCUGCUGCACUGCAUUAAGAGUGGUGGGAGUGAUAGAUGCUUUUUGAGCUGCUCUCCAGAUGUCCAGGUAUUCUCUGGAACACAAGAUGCCUACACCCUCACCUGUGGCAGGUCCUCUCAGCUUAAGAAAAAGCAGCAAAAUGCAAAUUCUUCCAGCUGGCUGGAUGCUUCAGCUAUCAAGAUAAGCGUAACCUUUAAAUUAAAUGAAGGAAAAUGUAGUCUGAAAAAGACUGAGAUGUUUCAAGAAAGUCUGGAGCAGAUGACACCAGAGAGACAAAACUCAGUCAUGGAGAGCUUUCACUAUGUAAACCUAACAUGCAGCUCUGGCAAGAAAGUCCAUGGAGCCCUCAGUAGACUGACAGCGACUAGAGAGAUUUUUAUCACUGCAGACUUCGAGCUUGAAACGAGCCGGAAGGAGGUGACAGACACGUGCGACGUGCGCUGUGCCCGGAAGAAGACGGAGAAGCGGUUCCGUAAAACCAUCCGAACCUUGCGGAAGACGGUCAGCAGGGACCAGUUCCGCGUCCGCAUCUCUGGCACGGACCACGAGGUGGCCAGGAAGGCUCUCAAGCCAUCAGAGCCACAGCAGUCCUGUGCUGUGGGACAGCUGCAGCACCCGGGUAACAGAUGUGAUCAGUGCUCCCCUGGUGAAUAUUCCCCUGAUGGCUUCAAGCCCUGUCUGCCAUGUCCCCUUGGAACAUACCAGCCUGAGGCUGGGAGAGUAUCCUGCUUUCCCUGUGGAGGAGCUCUAACAACAAGGCACAGCGGGGCAUCCUUGUUUCAGGACUGUGAGACCAAAGUUCAGUGUUCUCCUGGGCAUUUUUACAACACCACAACUCACCGAUGUAUUCGCUGUGCAAUCGGGACAUACCAGCCUGAGUUUGGACAAAAUUACUGCAUUUCCUGCCCUGGAAACACCACUACUGAUUUUGAUGGGUCAACAAACAUUACUCAGUGCAAAAACAGGCAGUGUGGAGGGGAACUGGGAGAUUACACUGGAUAUAUUGAAUCACCCAACUAUCCUGGGGACUACCCUGCAAACACUGAGUGCACUUGGAAUAUCAACCCUCCACCGAAGCGCCGCAUCCUGAUCGUGGUUCCAGAAAUAUUCCUGCCCAUAGAAGAUGAGUGUGGAGACUACCUGGUGAUGAGAAAAAGCUCUUCUUCCAACUCGGUGACCACGUACGAGACCUGCCAGACCUACGAGCGCCCCAUAGCCUUCACUUCCAGGUCUAAGAAACUGUGGAUCCAGUUCAAAUCCAAUGAAGGGAACAGUGCCAAGGGAUUCCAAGUUCCUUAUGUAACCUACGAUGAGGAUUACCAAGAGCUAAUAGAAGACAUCGUCCGGGAUGGCAGACUUUAUGCAUCUGAAAAUCAUCAGGAAAUACUUAAGGACAAGAAGCUGAUAAAAGCAUUGUUUGACGUGUUGGCACAUCCACAGAACUACUUCAAGUACACAGCCCAAGAGUCAAGAGAGAUGUUCCCAAGAUCCUUCAUCCGGCUGCUGCGCUCCAAAGUUUCCAGAUUUUUGAGGCCUUACAAAUAA
This is a messenger RNA of Cinclus cinclus, 2919 nucleotides long. It is a transcript of the gene SCUBE2, whose product is annotated as signal peptide, CUB domain and EGF like domain containing 2. Gene Ontology annotation, biological process: signal transduction. The record is from RefSeq and is a predicted model, not a curated record. Lineage: Eukaryota; Metazoa; Chordata; Aves; Passeriformes; Cinclidae. Gene Ontology annotation, molecular function: calcium ion binding. The transcript has 22 exons. Gene Ontology annotation, cellular component: cell surface. Bases 34 to 2919 code for a protein of 961 amino acids.